AUGAAGGAAAUCCUCAGACUUCUCCAUGGCUUUUUACUCAAAGUGCUCCUGUUCCCGAGCUCUGUGGGGCGCUCCUUUGGCCGCCCUCUGGCCUCGGAGGUUCUGACUUGUCACCUGCAGCAGCGCAGACUUCCUCCGUGGACAUCGUUCUGCGUGCGCUACAGCUCCGUGCGUAACGACCAGUUCGGCUGCUCCAACUUCAACUGGAACGUCCAGGGAUCGAACUACCACAUCCUCCGCACCGGCUGCUUCCCCUUCAUCAAGUACCACUGCACCAAAGCUCCGCCGCAGGACCUGCACCUCGAGGACAUGUUCUUCUCCGCACUCAAAGUCAUCAACCUCGGUCUCCCGUGUUUGGCGUACGGCCUCGGCUGCUGGAUGGUGAUCGGAGCCUCAGAGACGGUGCAGACUUCAGCCGGACCCGUCACCGUCUAUUUCGCCUACAAAGAACAAGAAGGAGCUCAGUAUUAAAAGCCUCUGCUCUGCUGCUUUUUCUCAUGAAUAAUGUAAAGUUUGAAGCUGCUGCGCUUGCGUCCGUUCUGCGUGUUGUUACAACACUGACCCUGUGUGAAAGGUAACUAUCUGUUAUUAACAUUUGAUGAGAAACAUGAGAAUUCCUCCUGUUUUCACUGGCCGUUCUGACUGAGGCUCCUGUUUCAGACGCACAAAGAGCCGUGUAUGAGCGACAUAGGAUUACAUUUAGAGCACCACCGCUUGACCUCUGCUCAUCUGCAAACUCUCAAACUCUAAAAAAGACUCAAACUCUAAAAGACUCAAACUCUCUCAAACUCUGAAACGCUGAAAGACUCUGAAACUGUGAAACUGUGAAAGACUCUCAAGAGACGUGCUUUAUCUCUAAACUUUGGCAGUAGCCUCCCUGGAUAUAAAAAAUAUAUAUAUUUCGUUUUAACAUUCAUGAUUAUUUUUUAAAUCAUAUAAUAAUUUUGAUCACCAUUUGAUUAAAAGACUAAAUCGUUUAUGAAAUAUAGACUAUUAAAGAUGCACUGUGCAACUUUCCAUCACCUGCUUUAUGUAUUUAUGUAUUUAUUUCAGUUCUUUUACAGUGGAGCAGAGUGUGACGAGCUGCUGGUGGCUCCCGGGCUCCAGGUUGGAGACUCCUGCCUGAAUGUGUAGGAAAAUAUAAAACUCUAAAGUUCUGAUCUUCUGAAUAUGUGAGGACUCAAAGUGGUUCAGAUUUUAUUAAUCAAAAGUUAAACUAAACAAAAUCUUUCCAUCUGUAUCAGCGACGUGUGAUCGAUGUUUUACGUCUUAUGGCUCUUUAGGUCGUUUGUUUUGGUUCUGUCCGGUGCUACAAACAGUUUGGACUGAUAUAUUCCACAGGUUCAGGCCCCUGAUCCUCUCACUGUUUGUCCUGCUGUAGUGACCAGGAUAUGGAUCAUCUUCAUACACAAAAAAAUAAAUAAAUAAAUCAUUAGGAUUGUGACAGUUGCAGAGCUCAAACUGGAAAUCAUGAACUCCACCGUCUUUUAUUAACUGUUUUAAUGAACUGACUUUGGGGCCGAGCUGAAAAUAAACGUCAUGAACAAAACCAGGGACUGGACUCGUUCUUCAAAAUCUGCUCCACAUUUUUGAGUUCAUUAAGAUAAUUCAAGUUAUCACACUGUGUUUUGGUGGUUUUUAGAUUUUGAAAUGUGGUGGUGUUGUGUCGUCAUGUGUCUGUGUAUAAAUGUAUGUAUACCUGUAUAUAUGUGAUAUACAUAUGUGUAUGUGUAUGUGUUAGUAGUUUUCAGACUCUCGAGGGGCGAGGACCUGAUUUUCGUUUGAUCACUUUGUAAUUUGCCACAAAUCUUCAAAGAGACACGUGCAACAACUGAUCUUCAUCUCA
This is a messenger RNA of Boleophthalmus pectinirostris (great blue-spotted mudskipper), 1846 nucleotides long. RefSeq names its product chromosome unknown C15orf61 homolog (gene cunh15orf61). The record is from RefSeq and is a predicted model, not a curated record. The coding region runs from base 1 to 471 and encodes 156 amino acids. The transcript has 4 exons. NCBI's taxonomy places the organism in Eukaryota, Metazoa, Chordata, Actinopteri, Gobiiformes, Gobiidae.